GGAGACAAGGAGGAAGGGAGGUAAAUAGAUGGAAAGACUAACUGUGAGAGAAUAACAAGAGACAGAUUUCAGGAAGGCGAGAGAGAGGGGAAGAGAGAGUAGGAGAGAGGGGGAGAGAUCUUAUGUGACUCUUCAGUGUGUUUUGGCGACGUGACAUCCUGUCUCCCUGCCACUUAAAGCCAUCAGAUUGAACUGUGGGCGAGAGAGACACCGGGAGGGAGAGGGAGAGAGGUAGGGACAGGGGGAGAGAGAGACAAAAAGAGAGUUAGUGAGAGUUAGCGAGGAGAAGAAGAAGAGAGGAGUGAGAUGGCCGGUGAGCGAGCGACAGACUGAAGUGUCUCGUGGGUCCAGGAUGGAGUGGAGGUUCAUGGCUGUCGUUGUCCUGCUCUCCGCCCAGGAGUCAGCCUCCCAGAGGACAGCUCUGUAUCCGUCCGCCUACAGGAUAAGGCGCGGAACAUAUUCGCUGGUGAACCCCACCUUCCAGAGCUCGAUGACGGAGGUGAACCUGCUCUUUGAGGCGCUGCUGGGCGGCCUGCAGAUCGCGGGCGGGCCCGGGCGCUCCCUCCUCAUCCCGGACGAGGAGCUGGCCUCGCUGAGGAGCCUCCAGAGGCUGGAGGCGGUCUGCGAGGGCGUCCUGCCCAAGAGGCUGUCGGAGGUCCGGCGUCUGACGGCGGCGCUGGCCCGGCGGCGCACCCCCCUCAGCGGGCAGGACUUUGAGCGGACGGUGCUGACCAUGGUGUACGCCAUCCAGGUGAUGGCUGACGUCAGCGCGCCGCACCAGAGGGAGGUCUGGGCCGACGCCCUGCUGCAGCUCUUCAGGGCCGUCCACCAGGACCUCACGUGAGGCAGGAGACCCCCUCCAACCUCUGGACUCCUGUAGGACUUAAGUGUGUUUUAAACACAACCGUGCGAACGGACAUUUAAACACCCCGCUUCUUUACAUACAAAUCAUUCAAUCAGUUGUAUCUUUAAAUCACUCUCCAACAUUUUGUACGCCAGUCGACUAUAACCUGACCUGAAGUACAGUAGAGUACGUUUCCUUUUUUAUUGUAAGUGUUCUAGAUACAUAUAUUAAUCAAUAUCUAAUUCUAUAUUUUUUCUAAAUAUUUUUCUGUUCAAUACAAACCAGAAUAUU
Messenger RNA from Gadus morhua (Atlantic cod), 1135 nucleotides. RefSeq names its product family with sequence similarity 180 member A (gene fam180a). The transcript has 3 exons. NCBI's taxonomy places the organism in Eukaryota, Metazoa, Chordata, Actinopteri, Gadiformes, Gadidae. The record is from RefSeq and is a predicted model, not a curated record. Bases 353 to 844 code for a protein of 163 amino acids.